AUGGCCGCCACCACUUCCGUCCCCACCUCCAACCAGGUUCUGGUUCCGGAGACCCUUCUCAAGAAGCGCAAGUCUCAGGAGAAGGCUCGCGCUGAGCGCAACUCGGCCACCGAGAAGCGCAAGGCUGCCAACAAGGAGAAGCGUGGUGUCAUCUUCAAGCGUGCUGAGAAGUACGUCAAGGAGUACCGCGACGCAGAGCGCGAGAAGGUCCGCCUCUCCCGCGUUGCCCGCGAGAACGACUCCGCCUACGUUCCCGCUGAGGCCAACCUGAUCUUCCUUAUCCGCAUCAAGGGUAUCAACAAGAUCGCCCCCAAGCCCCGCAAGAUCCUCCAGCUUCUUCGUCUCCUCCAGAUCAACAACGGAGUCUUCAUCAAGAUCACCAAGGCCACCACCGAGAUGAUCAAGAUCAUCGAGCCGUGGGUUGCCUACGGUUACCCCAACCUCAAGUCCGUCAAGGAGCUCGUCUACAAGCGCGGUUACGGAAAGGUCAACAAGCAGCGCGUCGCUCUCACCGACAACUCCAUCAUUGAGGAGAACCUCGGCAAGUACGGCAUUGUCUGCAUGGAGGAUCUCAUCCACGAGAUCUACACCGUCGGCCCCAACUUCAAGCAGGCCUCCAACUUCCUCUGGCCCUUCAAGCUCUCCAACCCCACUGGUGGCUUCCGCCCCCGCAAGUUCAAGCACUUCAUCGAGGGUGGUGACCUUGGCAACCGCGAGGAGAAGAUCAACGCCCUCAUCCGCCAGAUGAACUAA
Molecule: messenger RNA, 753 nt
Organism: Colletotrichum tamarilloi
Lineage: Eukaryota; Fungi; Ascomycota; Sordariomycetes; Glomerellales; Glomerellaceae
Product: 60S ribosomal protein L7
Exons: 3
Coding region: 1-753 (250 amino acids)
Biological process (GO): maturation of LSU-rRNA from tricistronic rRNA transcript (SSU-rRNA, 5.8S rRNA, LSU-rRNA)
Cellular component (GO): cytosolic large ribosomal subunit
Molecular function (GO): RNA binding; structural constituent of ribosome
Source: RefSeq, a predicted model, not a curated record